Molecule: messenger RNA, 2478 nt
Organism: Scedosporium apiospermum
Lineage: Eukaryota; Fungi; Ascomycota; Sordariomycetes; Microascales; Microascaceae
Exons: 3
Coding region: 1-2478 (825 amino acids)
Biological process (GO): mitotic G2 DNA damage checkpoint signaling; DNA replication initiation; mitotic DNA replication checkpoint signaling
Source: RefSeq, a predicted model, not a curated record
AUGGACGUAGAUAUAUCGGGCGGCGUACCAGCUGCCUUCGACCCCUCCAAGCCUUUGAAGGGCAUCGUCGUGUGCUGCACGAGCAUCCCACCAAACGAGACUAAAGAUAUUGAGCAAAAAACCACGAACCUCGGCGGCAUCUUCACCGGCGACCUCACCGUCGAAGUAACCCACCUCCUCGUUGGUGACUAUGACACUGCAAAGUACCGCCAUGCCGCCAAGUCGCUGGCCCACGUCAAGGCCAUGGAUGCCGGCUGGAUAGAAGCUCUCACGGAUCUAUGGCGCGAGGACGCGCCCAUCGAUUUCGCCGCCCUCGAGAAGGAGUGGCGGCUCCUGCCGCUGGAGACCGGCGGGGCCGAAGCUGCUAGCUUCGAUGAGGAGGAGCCGCCGAGGAGAAAGAGGUUGAUGGUUUGUCUCACUGGGUUUUUGAACCUCGAGGAACGGACAGCUCUCCAAGAGAAAAUCACAUCCAACGGCGCCCAAUACUCCGGCGAGCUCAACAGAAAAUGCACUCACCUCAUCGCAGCCAAACCGGAAGGCCAAAAGUACCUCGCCGCGCGCAAAUGGGGCCUCAAGGUCGUCUCGCUCGAGUGGCUCAACCAGACCAUCGAGCGCGGCAUGAUCCUCGACGAGAAGUACUACGACCCGUUACUCCCACCCGAGGAGCGGGGGAAGGGCGCGCGCGACGAUCCGGAGGUGGCGUUGGGGAAGAGGCAGAGGCUUGUGAAUUCGUUUGUCGAGCCGGAGGGUCCGAGGCGCAAGUUGAGGAAGACGGCGAGUAUGAAGCUUAGUUCGCAGAGGGAGACGGUGUGGGGGGAUAUCUUGGGCGGGAAUAGUAGCGGCGGUGCGAAGGAUGUCGCCAUUGAGCAAGCGUCGGCGCAGGAACAAGCUAACGCCCGUGCCGACGACGUAGCUUCGGCCGCAGCGGCGCCCGCCCCUCUUCUUCCCCGACUGAAACCGGACGCCGGCAUCUUCUCGACCUCGUUCUUCUUCAUCCAUGGCUUUGACCAGCGCAAGUUCGACAUAUUAAACCAGACCAUCACGGCGCUCGGAGGCCGCGUCUGCCGUACCCUCGACGAAGUCUGCCUCGCCCGCGCCCCCGAACACCCCUGGCACCGCUUCCUCGUCAUCCCCCAAGACUCGCCCUCCAUCCCGCCCGAACUCUCCCCCACAUCCCUCCCUUCCAAUCUCCACUCCGACGAAACCACUACCACCCCUCAAAUCGUAACGGAAUUCUUCCUCGAGCGCUGCAUCCACUCCAAAACCCUCCUCAAUCCCCAAUCCCACGUCCUCGGCCGCCCCUUUUCCAAAUUCCCCAUCCCGGGCCUCCAGGACCUCACGGUGUGCAGCGCGGGAUUCUCGGGCAUAGAUUUGCACCACCUCGAUAGGGCCGUGCAGCAGCUUGGCGCGCGGUUCGAUGAGACCUUUAGGAGGCGGAGCUCGCUGCUGAUAUGUAAGGAUCUGAAGCUCGUGAGGAAGGAGAAGUUGAGGCUUGCGCUCGAACAUGGGAUCCCUGUCGUUGGGGAGAAGUGGUUGUGGGAGUGCAUAGCUAGAGGCGAGAAGGUACCUUUGGGAGCGUACAUGUUUCCCGAGCUAGGACAGAGAGAUCCCGAGAAGGAGAAGAAGGCGGAGGAGAAGAAGCAGCCGAUGCAGAGGACAAAAUCGGAACCCCCAGCUAAAGUGCUGACAAUCGGCGGUUUCGCCGUCGAUUUUGAGGAGGAGGAUGGGGAUGCGCCCUCCGAGGCGAAGAAGAGCUUUGCGAUGACGGCGUCCGCGAGGAAUUUCCAUACGGCGCGGACACACAUUUUCGAUGAUCGGGAUGACUUUACGAUGGGCGAUGCCCCAAUGGCAACGACGACGAGACCGCUGAAAGAAGUAGCCGUGAACACCGUCUCGUCAUCAGAAUCCGCCUCCUCAAACCCCGGCCCUGUUCGAGAAGAAGAUAUACCCCCCACAAAAAAACCACGCUCCCAAGGAGAUAAACCCCAACAGAAACUACAAAAAGAAGAAGAAGAAGAAGAAUCCCGCCGCCAGCGCGAACGCGAACGUUCCAAGCGCCAAGCACGAGAACUCCUCGCCUUCUCGUCAAAACUAACCUCCCUCAUCGACCCCUCCACCUCCGCGCACCCCACCACCGCCACGACCGCCGACGCAACAGAAACGACGGCUGGCAGCAAAGACCGGCGCAAACGCGGUAUCCUAGGCCGCGCGGCGAGCGCGUCUUCCACCACCUCAGGUCUACUAAGACAAAUGGUCUCCGAGGAAUCGGCGCCCGGAUCCUCGGAUAGCAAGGCGAGGAGCGUAUCCGUCGUCGACGGAGAGGACGAAGGUGAGGGGAAUGGGGAGGGACAUUCGACGCUUACGCAGGUCGGGUACGAUGACCCUGGCGCUGCGGAGGCGAGGGCGCAGAUUUUGGGGAGGAUGAAGGGAGAGAAGCAGGAGACUUUAGGGAGGGGGCGGAGAGCGCGGUCGGGUUGA